AAGUGAAGCUGAUGAAACCUAGGAUUUCCGAAUCUCGCAGGCUGCAUUAGUCGAAGGUAAGAAAAGUACAACAGGGUAGUGGAUACGAACAGUCGAAAGAACAUCGAAGGGACAAAAGCGAAGACCAAAGAGUGCGCGAAGCGACAGCAAAAGUCGACACGGUCAACAAUCGUGAGUCCUUAUAUAAAUGUAUUGAAAUACUCGGGGAAAUGUCGCGUAAUUAUAGGAAAUUUAAUAUUCUCGGAAGGGAGUCGAAUAUUCGAAUUCUUCUACCUCCAGAUGGAGCCAACAUUACUAAAUAUUUAGAAAAUGCUUUUCGGGAAAUCCACGACUACGCGGUAAAUUCGGAUGGUGCGAACAACUACGUGGAGUUGAUGCUUGCUUCUUCGGACUUAACGCGGGGACUGGCGGAUAUAUCGCUUCAUUCCGCUCGGGAUUUAACCUACAACGAGAUUUGGAAUCUCGUGAAUUCGUUAGCGCAGAGUGCCGGAGGUCAUGAUAUUUUAGAACAUUUCAAAAUUAAUAUUUUCAAUGUCGCGGCACCUUCUGAUCAUGAAAAGAAAUAAUAUAAACUAACUCACGAAGAUAUAGCGAAACGCUCGAUCCUUACUAUAAACAACUUUAACAAUUUGUGCUUUCCCCGUUCACUCGUCGCUGCGAUAGUGUACAACGAACGCGGCAAUGUGCGCACAGGAGAAAUGCAUGAUAAAUGGAAUUCCGUGAGGAAGCAAUAUUCUAUAUUACAACGAGACCUAGCGGUCCAAUUGACACGGAAAGCCGGUGUCUGUAUACCUGAAGAAGGAUAUAGUAUUCCCGAGAUUGAGCAUUUCCAACAUUAUUUUGUCAGCAACGAUAUCGUGAUCGUCGUUUAUUACUUUAGUUCCUUCGUACGUGGUGAGCCCCCCAUGUACGAUGGUAGCAGCGUACUCACCUCCCACGGGCGCGAAGCUAAAAUGACUCUGAAUAUUAUGUACUACGAAAAAUCCCGGCAUUACAAUCCAAUAUUAAAUUUAAAAGCUGCAUCGGGCCGCCAAGGUUAUUGUGUACGUUGUACUAGCGGAUAUAAGCUGGAAAGAGGACAUCAGUGCUCAAACGCAUGUCCACGGUGUCACGGCGUUCCAGCGUGCGAGGUAUCGGGCGUAGAACUAAUACGAUGUGCUGCGUGUCAACGUGAAUUUUACGGGUCGGUGUAUUUCAAGCGUCAUUGCGCGCAAAAAUCGCUUCAAGGCACUUCAUCUUUGAGCAUCUGUAAUAUCCUGAGAGUUUGCAGCGACUGUGGCCGUUUGCGAAACUUGAGGAACAAUCACAAUUGCAAUGAGAUCUUUUGUCGUGUUUGCAAGGCGUUGCAACCAAUGAAUCAUCUAUGUUAUAUGAAACUACUUCGAUGCGACACUGGUUCAUCCGACACGAUGAAUCCGUAGCGAGUAGGAAACGAAAACGUAGUUGAUGACAUUGGCGAAGCGACAGAAACAAGUAAGCGCGUAAAAAGUCACAUCGCGUUUGUGUUCUAUGAUUUUGAGACACGUCAAGACGAUAUGAUCGAAGGCAUAAAAAACGUUAAAACUCACGAUGUGACGCUCUGUGUUACACAGCAGAUAUGUGAAAGCUGCAUGAAUGCAGACAAUAUGGCGUUGCGAUGUCGUUGGUGCGGGAUACGCGAAUUUAUAUUUCGAGACAAUCUGGUGAAACAAUUCGUCGAUUUUGUCACGAAACCGAGGAAGAGUUUCAAACAGAUCAUCUGCAUCGCACACAAUGCAAGCGCAUUCGAUGCGCAAUUUAUCCUAUGGUACUUGGUCGAGAGCGGUAAUCGGGUGGAAUCUAAGCUUAUUUUAAAUAGUACGAAGAUUAUAUUGUUAACUGUUGGGCAAACAAAAUUUAUCGACAGUGUUAAUUAUAUGCCUAUGCGUUUGUCAGCAUUACCAAAAGCCUUCAGGUUAAAGGAUACUGCAAGCAAAGGCCUAUUUCCGCAUUUAUUUAACACUGUCGAAAAUCAACAUUACAUCGGACCGAUACCAGAUGCAAGAUACUAUUCUCCCGAAACGAUGAGACCGCCUGAGCGUGAGCGGUUUUAGAAUGGUACGAGGAUAUGGUGCGCAAAAACAUAGAAUUUGAUUUCCAACGGGAAAUUGUGAGCUAUUGCCGGAACGAUGUCGAUAUUCUUCGACGGGCUUGUCUUGCGUUCUGUAAGAUUUUCCUGGAUCGUGGAAAAGUAUGUCCGUUUGAAGAAUGCACAACCAUCACCUCUACGUGCAUGAGAGUUUUUCGUAAAAACUUUCUGUGUGAAAAGGAGAUAGAUAUUAUUCCUUCGGGUAUUCUAUCGGCGUGUCAACAAACAAUCCUGCAAAGCGUUGAAAUGGUUGUUGUGGAUGGAGCGCGAGCUCGGUCAUAUUAUAACACAUGCAGGUAGAUCUCGCGAACAUCGCAUACCGGAAGGGCUGCUCGUCGAUGGGUAUUACGAGACAACGAAUCCUGCGCAAAGACACGUGUUGCAAUUUCACGGGUGUUUUUGGCAUGGAUGUCCCGCGUGUUUCAGGGUGAAUCGUGAUACCCCGCUCUCGACCACCGUGAAGGGGGAUACUAUUGAGUCGUAAUACGAGCAUACACGCGUGAUAACACCUCAUCUACAGAAGCUUGGUUACAUCGUAACGGAGAAGUGGGAUUGCGUUUUCGAUCGGGAGUUGCAGGACAAUCGACCGAUGCGCGAUUUCCUUGCAAAUCACUCGAUGUUAGAAACUGAGCCUCUCGAUCCUCGCGAAGCGUUCUUCGGUGGUCGUACAGGGAACAUCGUCACCCGGUGCGAUGUUACGGAUACGGAGAAGAUACGUUACGUAGACGUAUGCUUCUUGUACCCGUUUGUGCUAAAGACGCGCUCUUUUCUCCUCGG
Molecule: messenger RNA, 2884 nt
Organism: Harpegnathos saltator (Jerdon's jumping ant)
Lineage: Eukaryota; Metazoa; Arthropoda; Insecta; Hymenoptera; Formicidae
Exons: 2
Coding region: 699-1421 (240 amino acids)
Source: RefSeq, a predicted model, not a curated record